CAUGAAUACAGCGAAUGUUCAGCUGACUUCCGAAAUACGAGGGCAUUCUUUGCCCACUGCAAUGAUACGACUUACGAAGUCCCUGGACGAAAAGCUUUGCUGACGCUCUGGCGCUUUCUUGAAGAGCUCUCAGCUAAAAAGCAAGAGUCAUCGCUCGCUGACGCGGCCGUUUGACUCUCGAUCACAGCAACUACACGCCAGUGAUUGAAGCGAGCGGUCUCAUUAAUCACGAAAACGUGACCAAUAAGUUAGGGUUAGGGUUACGCGGACUUAUAAGGGGACGGACGCGUCGCGUUCUAUGGAUGUCCCACGUCCACAUCGAUUAUUUUUGCGAGCAACGAUGGCGACAACCCGAUAUAUCGGUAGAGAAAGGGACCACCACCGCGAAGCGAUCCUUCGACAAAAGCAAACAGUCCGCGACGAGGAGGAGGAUGCUUAUUCGCGGGCGCGACUUGCUGUAUCAUCGGCGCCUUCGUGCCAAUCACUGCCAGAUUUUACAGUAGUGAUUGAAUUCUGCAACAGGAGUAGAUGGCUUCACAGAGCAAUCUGGAUCCAAACUGAGCUCUUCCUUUCGUUUCCAAAAGCUAGCACACGUUCUACAAUAGAAGAGCCACCAACAAAAGCCUCGAGCGAAGGUUUUAUCGAAGCGAUAAUGCUCCACCCCCAGUCAGCAAGCGAUACAGCCGGGAGAUUCCGUGUCUUACUCCAUCUCGGCGAGACGAAGACCAUCUGGGACCGCCAGAUCAGAGGAUCGUUCCCAGAUUUGAAAGAGCUCAAGCAGAUUAUAAGGAGUCUAAUAGCGGACUAUCAGAGGUGCUAAGCUUCCUCAGACUUUCUUCAGCGGCACAGUCGCUCUCACCUUCAACCUACCGCCUCUUUCUUCGCACAAAUGAUCGACCAAAUUAAAGAUCCCCGAUCUCACUAGCAAUUCGUUUGAGUCUCAAGGCAAUGACGAACCUAUGACCAUUUCUCUGCACCCGUGUGAUAGGGGUCCAAUUGCCUCUGCAGCAGGUCAUUGUCAGCGAUAUCAGCCAAUGUAUAAAUUGUCUGGCCAGCCGGAUU
Molecule: messenger RNA, 1062 nt
Organism: Acaromyces ingoldii
Lineage: Eukaryota; Fungi; Basidiomycota; Exobasidiomycetes; Exobasidiales; Cryptobasidiaceae
Exons: 2
Coding region: 341-820 (159 amino acids)
Source: RefSeq, a predicted model, not a curated record